AUGGCGACAGGCAUCUAUAUCUGGCAGGCCCCCACUCGCGCCCAGUCUUUUGUGAAGACGCACACAAAGAAAGACGGCACUUACCUGAACGAGCGGACACGGGACCUAUGCGAGCGGAUGACACAGAGUUUGUCCACUGAUCCUGCUGCCUCGGACCCCGUCUCAUCAGAUACGGUGCGUUGGGCACCUGGCGACGCGUACGAGCAAGCGGUUGGGCGACCCGAGUAUGCGGGUAGGGUUCGGCAGGUUAGGCCGAACGUUACUCCUGUUCGCGGGACUUGUUUCUCGUAUAGGGGCCGCACACGGGGGGGACCGGCCGAGGGCACGUCUCAGGAUUGGGCUGCUCACAAAAUUGCGGAGUUGGAGGGCAUAGUGCGGGCCGAGAGAGAGCGGGCUGACAGCAUGGAGCAGCGCAUACGACAGAUUGAUGAUAUGGAGCAGCGCAUGCGACAUUUUGAUGCUAUGGAGCAGCGCAUGCGACAUUUUGAGGCCUUCAUGUCCUCUACAGGAUUAUCGUUCGUAUGCCCUGGUGCUCAGCAGUCUUCACCUGCACACGUCGGUAGUACGUCAUCUGUUAGUAGUGCGCCUGCAGGUAAUGCGACAACGGUUGGUCCGUUGUCGCCUUCUGGACAAUUGCUGAGCCAACAAUCCCCUCUCGGGACUCCUUCGCCCGUUACACCAUCUCUUGCGGGACAAUCGACAGUUGGCGAGCUCACGCCCGGGACUGCACCUCGUGAUCCGCAGAGACGUCCUCCAGAUUUGUAGAUAUUUUGUGUAUUUUUUUUUUUUUUUUAGUACCGAAUAACUUUAUUAAAUUAAGAAUCUCAAAUUUGUUGAUAUUGUUGUGUAAGUAGUUAU
Alnus glutinosa is the source of this 858-nucleotide messenger RNA. RefSeq lists its product as uncharacterized. The coding region runs from base 1 to 765 and encodes 254 amino acids. The record is from RefSeq and is a predicted model, not a curated record. Lineage: Eukaryota; Viridiplantae; Streptophyta; Magnoliopsida; Fagales; Betulaceae. The transcript is spliced from 3 exons.